CUAUCAGCAGGCUCCUACAGCAGGAUCAGAUUGCAUUUCUCUCCUUAUAACUCCACCCUCCAACCCCAAGUACAAGCUCCAACAAGAAUGAAAGAAGAGAAUCAAGCACAACACUGUUUUUAACUCUUCCUCAGGCACUGGAAUUCGUUGUUAUACUCUAUUAUUUGGGAAGUGGGAAGGGAGACAGCAGAACUGAAUGAAGUAUUCAGGGUAUCAUUGCAGCAUAGAGGAAAUAUGAAUGAAAUGAAGAGGGGCUGUGUCUUAGUUCCUACUUUAUUCCUGUUGCUCAGCUGUAUCCCUUGGCAAGUAACUGCAGAUCCAGAGGAUGGAGAGGAUGAGGACAUUCCAGUUGCUGUAUCAUCACCACUGAAACUCGGACAUUCAAUUUGUGCAAUGAAGCUAGAUGAAGGCCCAUGCAAAGCAAUACUUGUGCGGUAUUACUUCAACAUUCAAAACCGCAAGUGUGAAACAUUUGAAUAUGGUGGAUGCAAAGGCAAUGAAAACAACUUUCUAACAUUAGAAGAAUGUGAGAAGAAGUGUGUGGUUACAGAUCACCCGAUGAAGAAAAAGAAAGGAAAAUUUAACACAGAAAAACCCAAGUACUGUUUCUUGGAGCAAGAUGCUGGAAUCUGCCGAGGGUAUAUUCCCAGGUUUUUCUAUAACAAAGAUUCAAGACUGUGUGAAAAAUUCUGGUAUGGUGGGUGCCUAGGAAAUCAGAACAACUUUUGGUCCUUAGAAGAUUGCCAGAGGACCUGCCAGGACAGCUUUAUUUCAAUGCAAGAUGACCAGGACAUAGCACUUCCCAGAAAGUCCUCAGAGUUAAAGCCCAAUAACUUUCCCAGGUCUCCUGAACAAUCACCCCUCCCUUCUUUCUGCAUGAGUCCUAUGGACAGAGGCCUUUGCAGAGCCAAUGAGUUAAGAUAUUUCUUUAACCCCUUAACUGGAAAAUGCCGUCCAUUUGGCUACAGUGGAUGUGGUGGGAAUGAAAAUAACUUUAUCUCCAGAAAGUCUUGUAUAAGGACAUGCAUGACAGGUUUCAGCAAAAAGCAAGGAAAAAGAGGCUUAUUAAAAAUCAAGAGGAAAAGAAAGAAACAGCCAGAGAAGGUGGUGAGAGAUGAAAUCAUCAUUGAAAGGAUAUAAUCUGUACUCUCUCAGAAAAAAUAUGAAGUAUUCCACAUUUCACCUGUGAAUUAAAAUCUUGACUAUAUGCCACUUUUAAAUGUUUACUAUACUGAAUGUUUUUAUUAUACAUUAUUAACCUACUCAGAUUUUUUAUAAGAUUCCUUAUUAGAAUUAUUGCUUAUUCAUGUUUGCAUUAGCUUUUUUCCUUGGUAAAUGUAGUUAAAAUGCAAUUUGGAAACUGAGCUGACAAAGGACAGAACUUGUGUGUCGGAGUCAUAAUAAUUCCUAAAUGAGGGUUCAUCAAGAUUUUUUAUUGACCUCUUAGCCAUUUCCUGGCAACUGCUCUUUCUCAAAACUAUAAUGCUGUCACAUAGAAGCACUCAUAUUUUAAUCAAAGAUUAAGAGAUAUAGGGUUACGACUAAAUGGAAGAAACCGUCACUGAAGCUCGUACAUAUCAACUUUAUUGAUGUUCAUGGUAUUAGACUGCUGGAAACCAGCUGUGAAAUCAGUUAUCUUCAUGGAGAUCACAAAGGAUAAUAUGCACAUUAUAAAUGUGUAGAAGAAUAUCACUAGGAAUCUCCGCAAUGUUUAAUGCAUAUUGUAUGCAAUAGAUGUUUAAUGAAUAUCUCUGCAGCCAAAGUCACUAAGCCUAUUCUUGCUAGGACUGAUAUAUUAAUAGUUUCCAGAAAUGUAUAUUUCUGUAAAGUUAAAAACAAAAUAAAUUCCCUUCAUAGGUCCAGAUAUAAGUCAAAUUAGUCACUUUGAAGGUCACAUUACACUUUCUCUUCAUUUGAAAUAUA
This is a messenger RNA of Gavialis gangeticus (Gharial), 1923 nucleotides long. RefSeq names its product tissue factor pathway inhibitor (gene TFPI). The transcript has 9 exons. Gene Ontology annotation, biological process: negative regulation of peptidase activity. Bases 235 to 1140 code for a protein of 301 amino acids. Gene Ontology annotation, molecular function: serine-type endopeptidase inhibitor activity. Gene Ontology annotation, cellular component: extracellular region. Lineage: Eukaryota; Metazoa; Chordata; Crocodylia; Gavialidae. The record is from RefSeq and is a predicted model, not a curated record.